UGUUUCUAUCUGUUCCAGCUGCUUUGCUUUGCCCCGAGGCGGUCUUGCACGAACUGAUAGCCAUCAGUCUCAAAGGACAUUUACCAUAAGGGUUUCCCUUCCCGACCGAGAGAGAGAGAGAGAGACCAGGCCAGGGUGUCGGUAAAAACGGUGCAGAGACACUCUCCAACAAGUCAGCGGCCAAGAUAUGCCUGCAUGGAAGCCCGCCUGCCUCAAAGCUAUCGAGAGCGAGGAUGGGGACUAUUCCAAGAAGCCAGCCUUCCUGACUGAUGACCUGCCCUGUGGAGGGGAACUCAUCCCAGAUGAGCGGAGGGGAGUGUCGGUGGUGGAGCUCACCAAGAAAGAUGGCAGCGGCCUGGGGCUCACGAUUUCAGGUGGUCUUGAUAAGGGAAGCAGGGCGAGAGUGCUGCAUCUGAGGCCAGGAGGGCUAGCACAGAGGAGUGAUGCCUUAGAGGUGGGGGACUUCAUCAUAUCCGUGAACGGGAUCAGGACGGAGAAACUUCGGCAUGAUGAGAUCAUCAACCUACUAAAGAACGCAGGCGAGAAGGUCAUCUUGGAGGUCGAAUAUGAGAUCCCGCUUACAGCACAAGAGGCAGGUGGGAAUGUGGUUACCAAAGAGGUGGAACUGAGUCUGCAGAAGGAGGGCGGAAGUUUCGGAUUCACAAUUCGAGGAGGUGUGGCAGACGAGAGGAGGCAGUCGCGCCCGCUGCUGGUGACUAACAUCAGGCCCGGCGGACCGGCCGACAGGGAAGGCACGUUGGCGGUGGGAGAUCGACUGUUGGCUAUUGACAACAUCAGCUUAUCAGGGGCCACGCACGCGGAGGCAGUGGCAGCACUCAAACAGUGCGGGACGCAGGCCAGCCUACUGGUGGAGUACGAUGUGUCAAUCAUGGAGGCAGUACAGAACGCCAAGGGUCCUUUGCUGGUAGAAGUUACAAAGGCCCCCGGUGCAAGCCUGGGCAUCACCCCUGGCAUGGCUGUGGUGAAGAACAGGGAAGCACUCAUUAUCAAGGAGAUCAAGGCUGCUAGUAUAGCAGACAGGUGUGGUGCUCUACACGCGGGAGACCAGCUCCUGUCAAUCGACGGCACCAGCACCGAGCACCUGACGCUGCCCGAAGCUGUCCAGCUGCUGGCCAGCACGGGGGCAGAGGUCAAGCUGGAGAUCCUCCCGCUCAGCCACAUGAAGUACGCAGGCGCCAGCAACGAGGCCGUCAUCAGUAAUGGCUGCCGAGUAGAGGUGCAGCCCACAGCUGCCAGUCUCCAGGCACAGACAAGAGAGGGGAGCUGGAGGGAAAGUGCUCAUCACCAUACUGCAGCCUCCCACCAUGUCUAUGUCAAUGUCUCCCAAAUCCCUCGUAUCGUGGACACUCCUCCUGCCCUCCCUCCCAAGAAACGAAAGCCGCGGACGUCAGCUUCGAAAUCGGCCUUGCCGAUCUCCUACCCGAUGGACUCGCCCACAUCCCCCAGCGUGUCGAGUAUCCACACAGGCACGAUCAGCCGGGCGUCGCUCGCGCGCAGGAGCAACAGGAGACCCCCCAGGAGGAACAGGCUCAACUCCUCAGCAAGUAAGAAUGAGUCCUUCUGUCUAGUAUAUAGUCCAGUGUCUGUGUCAUCCAGCCAUGCUCCCCAGCAGGUUGUACGAGUGGAGAUAGCGGAGGUUCAGGUCCAUCCUGACCCCUCAGGACUGGGCUUCAGCCUACAGGGCGGAGUCUUUGCCACGGAGACGCUGACGUCACCUCCUGUCAUCGGGUUCAUCGACCCGGAUGGACCUGCCGACAGGACGGGUAUACUGCAGGUGGGAGAUCGGGUGUUGUCCAUCAAUGGCAUGUCUACAGAGGAACUGACUCUGGAGGAGGCAAACCAGCUGCUGAGGGAGUCAGGGCUAAAGUGUGUGCUGGAAGUGGAGUUUGAUGUUGCCGAAUCUGUGGUGCCCAGCAGUGGAACCUUUAACAUCAAGCUGCCCAAGAGGGCAGGUGGCCUGGGGAUCACCAUCAACUCUCCCAGCACCAGGAAACAGGGAGAACCUCUUCUUAUCUCAGACAUUAAGAAGGGGAGUGUGGCACACAGGACGGGCACGCUGGCUCCUGGAGACAAGCUCCUGGCCAUUGACAACAUCCGUCUGGACAACUGCUCCAUGGAGGACGCCGCACAGAUCCUGGCUCAGUGUGACGAGAUAGUCAAGCUCAGGAUACGCAAGGAUGAGCUGUACUCAGAGGAGCACGAUGUGAGUGGAGCGAUCUGUUACUCCGUAGAGCUGGUUAGACACGGUGGGCCAUUGGGCAUCACGAUUUCAGGCACAGAAGAGCCGUUUGACCCAGUCACAGUGUCGGGAUUGACAGACGGAGGACUAGCGCAAAGAACUGGAGCCAUCCAUGUAGGGGACCGUAUCCUGGCCAUCAACAGUCAGUCCCUGCGAGGGAAACGCCUGAGUGAGGCCAUCCAGCUCCUCCAGUCCGCGGGAGACACCGUUACACUCAAGAUCAGCAGGCAGGAGGGUAGGCAGACAUCGCUAGAUAAGUUUGUGGUAGAUGGACCCAAGUCAGAUCAGGAGAAUGACAGCAUUGGAAAGGAAGAGAGCCAGACGAAGAGGGUGCCCCUUCAACAUACCCCAGUCCCUAGUGUGGAUAGUGCAGUGGAAUCAUGGGAUGGUUCAGCCUUGGAACCAGGAAACCCGGAAGGAAACUCGCAGCACCCCCAUUCAGGAAUGGUUGUGACCGCCCAGGUGCACCAUCAUGACAACCAGACCAAUCACAUGACAGAAAGGCACACCCAGAGGAGGGACUCUACCAAGGGAGACAGGAGGAUGGGGGACAGACUGCACGAUGAGUGGGACACCCAGUCCCACAGCUACAAGAGCAGCAGCGACAUUCUGGACAAUCCACAACUGGACGAGUAUGGUUUGGUACAGGCACUCGAGGACCUGGAGACAUGUGGCCACUCUGAACUGAUGCGACAGAUCGAGCAGACGAUCGGACCCAGUAACCAUGCACACACGCUGAACUGCCGACCCAGGCAAAACCAGUCGGUCAUCAGCUACAGCGACAGUCACAGCAUGACCUUGCCGGGUUCCGGCAGGGGUCAUCAGGCCCCCGCCCUCCCCACCAACAAGAAGAUUCAGGAUCAGAUGAGUCUCAUCUUCUCUCCUACACCUAUUGAGAUUCAGAAGGUGACGUUGUUCAAGGAUGAUGAUUAUGGAGAUUUUGGCUUCAGCGUGUCGGACGGUUUGGUGGAGAAGGGAGUGUAUAUCAACAACAUCAGGCCAGGCGGGCCGGCAGACCUCAGCGGCGUCAUCAGGCCAUAUGACAGGAUACUGCAGGUAAACAACAGCAGGACCAGGGACUUCGACUGCUGCCUUGCUGUCCCGCUCAUCGCAGCUUCAGGCGACAAGAUCGAACUGGUCAUCAGUCGCAACCCGCUGGCCCAGAACAUGUCCCAGGCCAACUUGGAGUGGGGAGAGGAGGCUUACCAGCAUCCGCAACUCAACCACAACUCUUCCAAGACACUCUAGAACACAGGAGGGCACCAGGAGUGUGAGUUUAAGGGGGGAGGAAAACUUGCUGGUUCAAAAUAUGUCCCAAGCCAACCUGGAGUGGGGAGAGGAGGCUUACCAACAUCCACAACUCAACCACAACUCUUCC
Branchiostoma belcheri (Belcher's lancelet) is the source of this 3638-nucleotide messenger RNA. RefSeq names its product glutamate receptor-interacting protein 1-like. The transcript has 28 exons. Lineage: Eukaryota; Metazoa; Chordata; Leptocardii; Amphioxiformes; Branchiostomatidae. Gene Ontology annotation, biological process: neurotransmitter receptor transport, endosome to postsynaptic membrane. The record is from RefSeq and is a predicted model, not a curated record. Gene Ontology annotation, molecular function: protein binding. Bases 188 to 3508 code for a protein of 1106 amino acids.